AUGGACGGUAGCCUCAUUGCCAUUAUCGUACCCAAGGGUGAGCGCAAGGCUGAGUUCAUGUGUGGGAAGGGCUACUACGCCGAAAACAGCAUGUUCAUCUGCGACGCGCAUAUGUGGAUCCUGACCGUGCAUCCCAUGCGACCGGAGUCGGAUCACGACUCUUUCGUCUGGUGGACGACAUGGCUGCGCCGGCGUUUCCAGGAAGGGCCCAUCGCGAAUCCCGGUGUAUGCCUCAUCGGUGACAGCGGCUACUCCUUGCAUCCGUGGCUCUUGACCCCGGUUCCCGGCCAUCCUCCUACGCAAACAGCUGAGGGGAAGUACAACACAGCACAUGCCACCUUGCGUUCCGUAGUGGAGAGGUGUAUUGGGCUCUUGGUGAGCCAUUUCCGCUGUCUAAAGCAGUACCGCACCCUCCUCUACUAG
This is a messenger RNA of Dermacentor silvarum, 423 nucleotides long. RefSeq names its product putative nuclease HARBI1. NCBI's taxonomy places the organism in Eukaryota, Metazoa, Arthropoda, Arachnida, Ixodida, Ixodidae. The record is from RefSeq and is a predicted model, not a curated record. The coding region runs from base 1 to 423 and encodes 140 amino acids. The transcript is spliced from 3 exons.